Molecule: messenger RNA, 765 nt
Organism: Apaloderma vittatum (bar-tailed trogon)
Lineage: Eukaryota; Metazoa; Chordata; Aves; Trogoniformes; Trogonidae
Gene: MBD3
Product: methyl-CpG binding domain protein 3
Exons: 5
Coding region: 64-765 (233 amino acids)
Source: RefSeq, a predicted model, not a curated record
UUCAGCCCAAGCGGUAAAAAGUUCCGAAGCAAGCCCCAGCUGGCGCGCUACCUGGGCAGCUCCAUGGACCUGAGCACUUUUGACUUCCGCACGGGCAAAAUGCUGAUGAACAAAAUGAACAAGAACAGACAGAGGAUGCGCUACGACUGUUCCAACCAAGCCAAAGGCAAGCCCGACUUGAACACGGCGCUGCCCGUCAGACAGACGGCCUCCAUAUUCAAACAGCCUGUCACGAAGAUCACAAACCACCCCAGCAAUAAGGUGAAGAGCGAUCCCCAAAAAGCUGUGGACCAGCCCCGGCAGCUCUUCUGGGAGAAGAAAUUAAGUGGACUGAAUGCUUUUGACAUCGCAGAGGAGCUGGUGAAAACAAUGGACCUUCCAAAAGGUUUACAAGGGGUUGGACCGGGCUGCACUGAUGAGACCCUUCUCUCGGCCAUAGCCAGUGCCCUGCACACCAGCACGAUGCCCAUCACGGGGCAGCUGUCGGCAGCUGUCGAGAAAAAUCCCGGAGUUUGGCUGAACACCUCACAGCCCCUGUGCAAAGCGUUUAUGGUGACGGAUGAAGAUAUUAGGAAACAAGAGGAACUGGUGCAGCAGGUGCGAAAGAGACUGGAGGAAGCCCUGAUGGCCGAUAUGCUCGCUCACGUAGAGGAAAUAGCAAGAGAUGGGGAAGCUCCUUCAGAGAAAGAAGGAGGUGAGGAAGAAGGAGAAGAGGAAGAAGAGGAGGAGGAGCAGGACCAUGACCAGGAGAUGGAGAAUGUAUAG